AUGAAGUUCUCGAGUGCCAUUACUGCCGGUCUGCUGGCCACCGGAGCUACGGCCUUUGACAAAUAUCAGCCCUGGGGCAAGCGCGACUAUUCCUGCAUCAACGUAUACCAGGGCAUCCCCGAGAAUGCGACCUUGAGCCCCGGCCAAGAAAUCGAGUUGCGUUGGAAUCGCGAACCGACCACGCACUGCGGAAACCCGCUCGCCGAGUAUCCUGCCAGUAACUACUCGAUCUGGCUGUGGAACAACCCGCAGCGCGUUCCCAACUCGAUCAAUUUCGACGCACGAGUGAAGGUCGUCGACGAGAUUCCGUCCAUCACGAGCAAAAUCUCGGUGAAGAUCCCCACCGAUUUGCCCAAGGUUGACGAUGACUCGGUGUGGUACAUGAGACUGGAUACUACGUUGGGUUCUGCUCCUCAGAUGCCUUCUCUUUUCAACGCCGCCGGCCCGCUUACCAUUGCGUCUCACCAGGCAGCGUAG
Penicillium oxalicum is the source of this 477-nucleotide messenger RNA. RefSeq lists its product as uncharacterized. The record is from RefSeq and is a predicted model, not a curated record. Lineage: Eukaryota; Fungi; Ascomycota; Eurotiomycetes; Eurotiales; Aspergillaceae. The coding region runs from base 1 to 477 and encodes 158 amino acids. The transcript is spliced from 3 exons.